CUCCCUCUCCCUCUCUCUCUCUUUCUCUCCCUCUCUCUCUCUGUGUGAUCCUCUUACCACGGGUUUCCCUCUAAAUCAGCUCUCAUCCUGCUUCUCUGCCGCUUUAAUUCACUGUCAGAGGAGAAAGGCAGCGGAGAGGAGCCAUGGCGAGUCCCGGACAGAAAGUGGUGCUGAUCACGGGCUGCUCCUCCGGGAUCGGUCUGAGGAUGGCCGUGAUGCUGGCCAAGGAUGAGAAGAAGCGUUACCAUGGUGAGUGCACGGUGUGCGUGUGUGUGUGUGUGUAAGAGAGAGAGAGAGAGAGAGAGACUUUUAAGAUGUCUAUCCAGUUUUCUUGUCAUGGUUAAACUAGUGAAGACUUCAUUUUCAUCUUAAAAUCUUAAUAACUCAUAAAAUCUUUCUUGAGCUGCAGUCAUGAGGCAAUAAAACGAUCUAAAGAAAAUCUGGACAACUGCAAUGAUUGAUCAUUUUCAGUAAAAACAAACAUUAAAAAAAAACCUCAAAUAUCUGCUCGGUUCUGCUUUUUAAAGUCGUAUUUUUAAAGUUUUAUAAAAUCAACUUGUACCAAAGCUAAAAUAAAUGAAUUCACCUGUAAAAUACUAUAAAUCAUUUAUAAGGGUGAGAAAGAGUUUGUCAAAUAAAACUGCAGUUUGUUUUUUUUUGUUAUUUAUGUUAUUAAACAACUUUGGAGUUUUGUGUUUUGGACAAAAUCAUAAUCAGAAAUACUUUAAUAAUCCGCAGGGGCAAAUACAGUAAAAUGAGAUAAAAUAAUAGAUAAAAUAAGUGAAAAUGAAGAGAUAAUAUACAAGCAUGUACACAAUAUACAACAGAAAUAAAAGAGCAGUUUCUUACUAUAAGUGCACGAGCUUUCAGACUUCAAAUUCUAAGACAAGAGAAGCGACGCUUUUAUGUCCUCUUAGGAGAAUUCAUUAUAGACUCUAUUCUGGAUGAACAAAUUCAAUAAAACAGAAAAAUACGUAAAAACUUCAAACAGUAGAGCGACAUACUGCACAACCCUUUGGCUCAUCCUACUUCACUUGUUGCUUAGAGACUAAAAGGACAUGGAGAGAUAAUAUUCACAGCGGUUCGGUCUGAUUUAACAGGCCUUGAAUCUCCUCCUCGAGUAUCAGAGAGGUUUGAUAAUAGACUAAACAGACUUCGCUCCUUGUUCUACAGUGUCCACAGAAGAUGCUUACAUCAUGACUGAAGCGUACAUAAGAGUAUUACACAGUCCACAUCAUAAUGCAGAUUAAAGCCGCGCAGCAGAGGAUAGACCUCCAUCUGUGUUUGACUGUGUGCAGAAGUUCAGACCCACAAUAUCCAAUCUGAACCACAUGAGCCGAAAUAAGGAUCCAAUUUAGACACAAUGACUGAAAAUGAGUUUCACAACCGUCUGAUGAUGAAAAAUGAACCAGGACAAAUUGACUGAAGAUGAAAACGAGAGCUGAGAGUUUUUUUCUGCUGAACUCGAAAGAGGAAAUUCACCACUCUUUAGUAUUUCCUCUCCACGCACGCAGGAAGGUCAGAGGUCAAGGUUAGCUUUAAGGGUCCAUGGGGGUGUCGGUGUUAACAAAAUAAAAAUAAUCAGAGUCUGAGACGAUACAUGGGUAGGUUUAAAAACGGACAGGGCAAAUAAAAGCCAUUUGUAAACAUGCAUUUAAAGCUCCUGUGAGGAGUUCUCUCAAAAUUCAUGACUUUUCAUAAUUUCCAGAAACAUUUAUGGUUUUUAUUUUGUUAUUUUUAAUGUCUAAACUUAGUGCGAGGGAAAAAAGUGUCAGUUAUUCACAACCAAUGAUACAUCUGACUGUCUGGGGUCCCGCUGGCCGAGACUGCUUUGUUUACAAAAUUCACACGACCCAAAAGUUCCUUAAAGGAGUUUUGGAUAAGCAGGAGGAACAAAGGACGAUAAAUGAAAAUAGUAUAAAGUGUAAACAGAAUAAAAAAUGUUGUCCGUAAUAGUCUUCAUAUGAAUCACAUAACCAUGACCACAUUCUUCCACCUCAGAAGUAUCAUCAAUCCCCGACCUUCACUCUUCUUCUCUGAUCCACACUUCGAUUUCUGCAGAAGUAUCUUGUUUGGUUCACCCUCAAAAAUGAUCAAAAACAUCCAAAACUCGCCUCCUCAUCCAAACACCCAAACCUCCAUUGGCUCCCUGUUCACCAACACAUCCAGGUUAAAGUCCUUCUCCUCGCCUCCAUAAUCACGCCCCCUCUGACCUCACUGACCUCAGACUCCAACCUUCUCUGAGGACCAAGCACCAAACCUGGGGGUCCUGAUCUGAACCACCAAAGUUCAAAUCCCAUCAAAACCCACCUCUGUUGAUGCACUCGUAUUUUGAAUGUAUUUACUCUCUUUUUAUCCUGUUUAAUACCUUAUAAAUAAACUGUAUUAUUAUUAUUAUCAUUAUUCGUAAAAGUGUUUUUGAUAUUUCGUAAUGUUGGGAAAGCUCCCGGCUCACUCAGUCGGCUACAAAUAUCACGUCUCUGAUCCCAACUUAACCUUUUGUCAUGCCUGAGAUUCAGGUAACCCCAGACAAUUAUAAAGACCUCCUACAGCUUUUCUCAGGCUAAUUAUAGCGCGGCUAACUAAAGUCUGCCGCCGAGAGCUAUUCUUGGAGGCGACGUGAGCGCUCUACAUGCUCAUAUGUAAACCUUUACUUCACAGAGAGUCCACAUUAAAGCUUCUUAAGAUUAUCUUUGUUCGAACUGCUAUCUUUACCACUGGCUUUACAUUGUUGUGUAAUUUCAGACAAACUUCCCAGAAAGCAGGAAAACAACACACGGGUCAGAGAGGCAUGAACAGGGUUUCCUGUGUGUGUACUUUACUGUCCAUCCGACCCUUUUCUCCCAUCUGUCCCCUCCUUCGCUCCUCACGACCUCACAUCCUUUUUUUUCCGCUCCCACCUAUGACAGGAAAGGUACACAAAGACAGGAUCACUCACACACAGAGAACAUGUGAUGAACACAAAGGAACAGUUUGUACUAUUUGAACAAACAGUCAACAGAUCAUGAUGUUUGUGUGUUCUGAUCCAGUGAACUCAGUCUGACUCAGGAGUAGUAACACUGUUUGCUGUAAUCUUCUUUACCGGGGCAGGUUUCCUAAUCACAGGUUUAUUUACAGCAGCAGCAUGAAGGCCUGUGGGGAUGGAGAAGCUGGUAGGGGGCACUCAACCCAUUCAUAAACAGCCAAUGGAAAUAAGAGGAGCUUUAUUAUACAGAGGGCUGUUUGCACACCGCAGGGAUGGAAAGACUAACGACCGAAUACAAGUUUAAGAGACGUGAUGAAGAUCUUAUUGGACUGAAUCGUUUACAUCCCAGUGAUCUCCAUCAUUGCAGUUAUUGCUGCCAUUUUCCAUCAACCACACACAAUUAAACAAGUCUUUACAGGGCUCGACACUAACUUUGUUCACAAGGAGCACGUGAGAAACUUCAGGGGCAUAAUGAAGAUCGAUCCAAUAAUGUUUGUCUUAUUGGUCGACAUAAGAACAAUUAUUUGAAAUCAAUUUUUGAAAUCAGUUGAAGAAAAUGUUCAAAAUUAAAUGGACUCAUGAAUUAAAAACUGUAAUACUUUGGCUCUCCUACUGUAACUGUAACUCAUGUCAAUAUGAUGCUGAAAGUUUGGUUUUGAUUAUUUUGAAGUUUAUAAAAUUCCAAACUGUGACAGUUUUUCAUUUACUCUGAUUAGUGUCUCACCCACAUCCACUCUCUCUGCUUUUCUUUACCGCCGCCUCUCUGUAGUCAUAGCAACGAUGCGGGACCUGAAGCGUAAGGAUAAACUGGUGGAGGCUGCUGGAGACGCGUACGGGAAAACUCUGUCUCUGGCCGUGCUGGACGUCUGCAGCGAUGAGUCGGUCAAACAGUGUAUCAACGGCAUUAAAGAUCGGCACGUGGAUGUCCUCAGUGAGUAACAUUCAUUGAACCGUGUCUCAGAGUUGGUUUAAUACUCAGUUCUUUCUAUCUCUUUGUUUUCUGAUCAGUCAAUAACGCAGGUAUCGGCCUGGUGGGACCACUGGAGAGCAUCCCAAUCGAGGAGAUGAAGAAAGUGUUUGAGACCAAUUUCUUCGGGGUGAUCCGAAUGAUUAAGGAGGUGAUGCCUGACAUGAAGAAGAGGAGAGGAGGGCACAUCAUCGUGGUCAGCAGUGUGAUGGGACUACAAGGUUAGCACUCAGAGGCGUGAAGGGGAAGAAAAAGGAGGCGGGUUGGAAUGUUGACAGGUAUGUUAGCUCUGAAGUGUGCACCAGCUGAUGACGGACGAAUGGAGGAGAAGGUGGACACUUAAGAAAGACUCAUGAGGUAGAAACAGAGCUGAGGGACGGUCCUGUGAGCCGCUGCAUGACAAAAACUGUUUUGUUUAGGUGUUGAUGUUUUCUGAAAGUGAAACAGACACACGUUCUCUUUGUUUCUGCAGGUGUGGUGUUUAAUGACGUGUAUGCAGCUUCCAAGUUCGCCAUGGAGGGCUUCUGUGAGAGUUUGGCCGUGCAGCUCCUGAAGUUUAACGUCAUGUGAGGGCAGCUUGAACUUCUAACACAGUAACAAAUAAAACAAAAACACACCGAGCGGUUUAAUAGUAUGUUUUCUACUCAGUUCUAACUGAUCCACAUGGUGUUUUUAAGGUUGGAAAUAACAAAUAACUUUUUUUAUGAAUACAAACACUUAAAUCAGACUCACUGGUUACAUGUCAGAGUUUAAAUCAUGCUAAUAAAAACAGCUUGAGCACUAGAAUGCUGUUGUUCACUUUGUUAACCGUUUACACUCAUUAGCAGAUGGUUAGGUAUUACUUUGGACUCACAAAAGUUUGGGCUAAUAUUGGAGGAACUGUUUGAAUGUAAGCACCAAAUAUAUAAGAGAUAAUGUACAAUGAGCAGGUGGUUAUGUGAAAUAGAAUCUUGAUAAUAUGGUGAGGGAAGAGCUUUUGUUGUGCUUUUGUACCCUCCUCAACUUUGCUUUGGGGUCCUGCUCACCCUGUCAGGAUUCUGAUUUCUACAACCACCAACUCACUAUACGUUAUAUCUGCAGUAACAGCCUCCUUAUGUUCCUCCUUUUCUCCUCAGACUAUCAAUGAUUGAACCGGGUCCGGUUCACACAGAGUUUGAGGCAAAGAUGAUUCAGGAUGUGAGGCAGAAGGAGUAUCCUGGAACUGAUCCUGAUACGGUUCAUUACUUCAAAAAUGUCUAUCUGCCCUCUUCUGUUGACAUCUUUGAGGCUCUGGGACAAACGCCUGACGACAUCGCCAGAGUAAGUUCACAAAAAACAUAUUUAAACGUGACCUUGUGUCGACUUAUCGUGGAAAUCUAAAUCUUUCCUUUGUUUGUUUUUUGCCCCAUCGUCUGCAGUGCACGAAGAAAGUGAUUGAAGCAAGCAGCCCUCGUUUCCGUAAUCUCACCAACCCCUUAUACACGCCCAUCGUAGCGCUGAAAUACGCUGAUGAAACUGGAGGCCUGUCUGUCCAUGCCUUCUACCAUAUGCUCUUCAAUAUGGGGUCUCUAAUGCACGUCAGCAUGACCGCCAUGAAGUAUCUCACCUGUGGAUGCCUGAGGAGCCGGACAAUUUCACCACACUAGAGACAACUCCAACGAUACAAACACCCCGAUCACUCAAACUACCCUUUGCUUAAACUGCCAGAAGAAUAAACGAUCAAACAGGAGAAGUUUCAAAGUUUUACUUUUAGGACCUGCCAUAUUUUCUGCUGUAUGAACCGUCCUUUGUUUUUCGUUUAGAGUUGUGGACGCUCCUUAAAACUCAAAAUCCUGCUGAGUUUGAAACUAUAGAUUUGAUACUUGUUGGCCAAUGCAGCGUGCCAAAUAGGAAGUGUCUGCACUUAAAAAUCAUGUUGUAGCCCCACUUUGUUACUGUCGCCACACAACUUCACAGUUUGUAUCUUAAGAGCUGUAAUCCUGUAAAAUAGUUCUACUCUUUGCUGAUUUGUAGCCGAUGUAUUUACAUUCAUGUACAUAUUUUUGACAUUCUAUGUUGCAGCAACUAUUUUGGCAUUAAAACUGGUCAUUUAUCAUUUCCAA
Xyrichtys novacula (pearly razorfish) is the source of this 6013-nucleotide messenger RNA. Lineage: Eukaryota; Metazoa; Chordata; Actinopteri; Labriformes; Labridae. The record is from the annotation of a GenBank genome assembly.